AUGGAUAAUCCUGUGGACGAGAAGACGGCGUCGGAAGGACAAUCUGCCAUGGAUGUGUCCUCCGAAGAGAAAGGAUCGGCGGAACAGUCUACCCCCGAGACAAAAUCCAAGAAGCCCCUCUCUUUCCAUCUGGCCUUCCUGGGCCUGCUGUUCAUGGUGUUCAUCGUGUCGCUGGACACGACCACCCUGGCGGUGGCCAUCCCCAUCAUCGCCCGCGAUCUCGGAGGCACAACCCUGCAGUCCUUCUGGGCCAGCACCUGCUUUAUGCUGGCCGUGUCCGUCGUGCAGCCCCUCUACUUGAGCGGCUCAGACGUACUCGGGCGCAAGAUCCCGCUGUACACCGCAUACUCUCUUUUCAUCGUCGGCUCGCUCGUCUUCGCCCUGGCCCCGAACAUGGCCACUGUUAUUGUCGGCCGCACUAUUCAAGGGCUCGGGGGCAGCGGCCUUGACGUGCUAAACGAGGUUAUCACCGCUGACAUGACCACUAUGAAAGAGCGCCCCAAGUAUCUCGGUCUGCUGGCUAUCCCCAUGGCUGGCGGCGCCCUGCUCGGCCCCAUUAUCGGCUCACUCUUCACUCAGUACGUUACCUGGCGCUGGAUCGGCUGGAUCAAUCUGCCUCUCAUCGGCGCGAGCUUCAUUCUUACCUUCUUCUUCCUGCGCCUGCGCCCCGUCGAGGGCACAUUCCUCCAGAAACUUGGUCUCCUGGACCUGCUCGGCAUGGGCCUGUUCGUGGCUGGCUGCGCCACCUUCGUCCUCCCGCUCAGCUGGGCUGGGGCUCUCUACUCCUGGGGCUCCUGGCGGACUCUCCUCCCGCUGAUCCUCGGUUUGGUCGUCCUGGCCCUCUUCGUCGUCUACGAGCGUGUUCCCGCGCAGCCCGUCCUGCCCUACCGGCUCUUCAAAUCCGCCACCGCCAUCACCACCUUUCUCGGUGGCUUCCUCCACGGCCUGGUCACCUAUACCCUCAACACCUACCUCCCGCUCUUCUACCAAGCCGCCUUCUACGAAACUCCCCUGCACGCCUCCGUUACUCUGCUCCCCAUGAAUGUCAUGUCCCUGUUCUUCAGCUGCGUCUCGCCAAUCUCCGUCAGUUACCUCCGCAAAUACCGCGUGAACAUCUGGACGGGCUGGGUGUUCCUCACGGUCGGGACUGGACUCCUUCACAUCAUCACCCCCGCCUCAUCCGUGCCCUUCCGUACGGGCCUCCCCAUCGUGGUCUCCCUGGGAAUCGGCGUUCUCUUUACUGUACUUGUUCUUCCGGUGCAAGCCAGCGUUGCCAGCGUCGACGACACGGGGUUUGCCGUCGGCUUAUUGGUCUUUUUCCGAUUACUGGGCGGGUUAGUCGGUCUUGCGAUCGGGUCGACAGUGUUUAGCAGCGUUUUUGAAAAGUCGAUUAAGGCGCUGGGAACCCUGCCUAGCACCCUGGCCGCGCUGGAGAAUAGUCAAGCCGCGGUAGGGUUUAUUCCUCAGUUGAGGGAUCUGAGGGGACAGGUGGGGAAGGAGGUCUUGGACCAGGUGACAGGCGUGUAUAGUCAUUCGUUCCACGUUAUUUGGAUUGUGUUGAUUGUCUUUGCGGGGGUGGGAUUAGUGGCGUCAUGUUUUACGAAGGAGGUGAGUAUGGAGAAGGAGGAGCUGGGCAGGCAGCGAUGGCAAUUGUCUAAUGCAUGGGCAUCUCACUUGCAUCUGGCCAUCUCCACCCCCACCCCGACCCCGACCCCGACUCCGCAAGUUCGCGAGUCCGUCACCAAAAGUCUCCCCUCCCCUCCUCACUCCGACCUUUUCAUCCCACACACGCACACCAUGUCGCUACUGCGCUCUAACGGGGUGCUCAGUUCCUGCGAACCAUGCCGUAAAUCCAAGAUCCGAUGCGACCACGCCUCCCCUUGCGGCCGAUGCCGGCGCAGACGCAAGCCGGCCCUGUGCGUGUACCAACCGGCCCCGAUGUCCAAGCAUCCGAACAGGAUGGAUCGCAGCUCCACCGACUCCAUCUCGUGCGGAAGUGGCAGCAACAUUACUACCAAUACCAGUAUCAGCAGUGCCUGGACGAGCCCGCUGCCUCCUCCCUCGCUAGUCACUCCGCCGUUGCCUCCGGGCCAUCUCCGCGACGGCUACCUCGCCGAUUGUAGUCACCGCAGCACCUCGACCCCCAGCACUGGCGUCUUCGGGCCCACCAGCUACCUGUCCGUGCUGCGCGACGACGUUGACGAUGGCUCGUCCAGUAUAGCCCUCUUUGCUAAAUCCCUGCAGCAGAACACCAGCGCCAUCAUCGACGACAGCCAGAUCCAGCUUGGCGCCGAGCUGCUCCUCAUCCUGCUCGAUGAUUUUGCUUUAUACGAACACAUGGCCACGGCGCGGUUCGACCACUGCCAAGGCGAUUUAUUUCCCCCAUCUGCCCUGCGUCUGAUCCUGUCUUCCAUCCGAACUAUGCUGCACGAGGCCAUUUCCGAUCCCGCUAAUCCGCUCCCUUCUCUACUUAUCCUCUCCCGAAGCAUUUUUACUGCCUCCUCCAAACCAUUAAUCGUAGACCCUGCCAUUACCCCUACGGAAUAUUUUUCCUCUAUGCCGAACCGCUGGGAGAUUAUAGGGCUAGUCUUUGCGGUGAUUGGUUCCAGCGCGUGUCUCCUCCCGCAACACGAUCUGGCUGCGUAUUCCCCACCGAACCGUCCCCCACUUGACAAAGGGGGUCUUGCAGCUGUCUGUGUGUCCGCGAGUGAAAUCUGUCUUCGUUUUUUCGACUACACCGGUGUCAUUUCUGAACAGCUGUGUUGGGCGACGCUGGAACAUGCUUCGCUUCUUACCCUGCUCUAUGGGGAUUACGACUACCGUCCCUACAAGACCCUCUCUGCACUCAUAACCCUUCUCUUCACCCUGGGCUACCACCACCGCGAUGCCACAUCAAAACUCCCUUUCUUCCGCGCGGAACACCGCAAACGCCUCGUCGUCGCCGCCUACGCCAUGGACAAAGGGCUCUCCACAUUCUUAGGUCGUCCACCCCGCAUGAUCCGUCGGUAUAUUACCGUCGACCCGCCAUUGGACAUAGCCUUCGCAGAUAUCAUAGCCUCGCCAGAAGUUCUCGACGCCACGAUGACACGCCUGGAUAAUAAUGGCUGGAACGCAGAGGGGGCGUAUACACGGGGAUCAUACGCGAGGGCAUGCUUCAUGAUGGGGGUUGUAAGAGAGGCAGUACUAGAGAUUUCUCUGGGUUCGAAUAUCGGGGAAGGAGAGGGGUCAGGGUUGGAGGAGAAAAUUAUAGAGAUAUCCACCCUCGCCGCAAAAAAGCGUCUUUCGCUCCCCUCAUCGCUGUACCGUGUCAGCACGCCAUCGGACUUCGACCGUUGCCCCGAAACUGCCAAAGUUUGCCUCUUCGUGCACAUGGACUCACUUUAUAAUGAGUUCAUUCUCCAGCGGAUCUUAGUCCAGCGAACGGGCGCCAGCACAGAGAAAUUGAUUGCUGUCGCGCACGAGCUGCUGGACAAUUUGUUGUUGUUGGUUGCCAACCGCGCUGUCGGUGGGGGGGAUGGAAAUUCUGUUGUUUGGAUUAUCUCCUCACUCGGCCUACCCCCCGCCGGUGUCCUGGCUGUUGAACUGCUGCAUCGAUCUCAGAACCCCAAUUCUAGUUUCCAGUCAGCAGGGGAGUUUUGUCGCUCGGAAAUCAUCCAAAACCUGAGCCGCUUUGCUGCAGAUCUUGAGUAUGUGGUGUCCAGGCAGGCGGGGAACUAUGAUGUUUGCCAGCAGGCGAAGUCCGUGAUUAGGCAUAUCCUUAAUCGGGUUUUGGGGGGAAGAGUGCCAGUUGUGGAGGCGGGGGAGGUGGUGGAGGGUGAAAAUGGUAGUGGAAACAACAGGCGAGAUGCGCUAGGGGAAGGGACUGGGCCCGGAUUUGGGGCACGAGAUUGGAUAUCAUGGGAUUUUAAUGCCUGGAUGGAUGAGGAUUCGGAUUUGGUCAGGUGGUUAAAUAGUUUCGAGUAG
Aspergillus neoniger CBS 115656 is the source of this 3963-nucleotide messenger RNA. RefSeq names its product MFS transporter/GAL4/fungal specific transcription factor domain-containing protein. NCBI's taxonomy places the organism in Eukaryota, Fungi, Ascomycota, Eurotiomycetes, Eurotiales, Aspergillaceae. The record is from RefSeq and is a predicted model, not a curated record. Gene Ontology annotation, molecular function: zinc ion binding; transmembrane transporter activity; DNA-binding transcription factor activity, RNA polymerase II-specific. Gene Ontology annotation, biological process: transmembrane transport; regulation of DNA-templated transcription. The coding region runs from base 1 to 3963 and encodes 1320 amino acids. The transcript has 6 exons.